AUGGCAAAAGAAUUUGAGGGAAAGGUUGCUCUUAUCACAGGAGCGGGCAGUGGCAUUGGUCGCGCAACGGCUCUGAAGCUCUCAUCCCUUGGCGCUUCAAUCUCCCUUUGCGACAUCAACCAAUCCAACCUUGAAGUCGUCGCUUCAGAAAGUAGCACACCCUGUUACACACAGAAAGUCGAUGUCGGCAAGAAGGACGAAGUGGAAAGCUUUGUAAACAAUACAGUCAAGCAACUAGGAGGCCUGAACUAUGUAUUCAACUGCGCAGGCGUGAACCCAACCAGUAUGAAAGUCGAAGACACAAGUGAAGAGUACUGGGAUAAACUGGUAAACACAAACCUCAAGGGCGUCUUCCUUGUCACACAAGCAUGUCUACCUCACCUUGAGCGCGGCUCAGCAAUUGUCAACGUCUCGAGUAUCAGCGGCAUCCGCGGCUCAGCCCUGCAGUCUGUGUACUGUACUACCAAGUUUGGGCUCAUUGGCAUGUCUAAAUCGCAUGCGCUUGAGUUUGGGCCUAGGGGCAUCAGAGUCAACUGCGUGGCACCAGGGUACAUUGAUACGCCAUCGAAUGCGGGUAUCGUGAAGGGAGGAGAGGCGGUGGAGAGGAUGCGGAAUGGAAAUGCGCUGGAGAGGUUGGGGACGCCGGAGGAGGUGGCGGAUGUUGUAGCGUUUUUGUUUGGAGAUGGGGCGAGAGUGAUGCUCGUGAUUGUCCAAUGGGAGAGCGAGGUAGUGAAGCUACGUUAUCACGUGCGCGUUGAUCUGCGACCUGCACUAGCGCCUCGUCCCAUCGAAAGUUCCGUCGCGACAUCUUUCCCUUACUACGACAACCUUAACAUCACCACAGCCAUGACAGAAACACAACCCGCACAAACGUCGCUCGCGACUGACAAAUCUCUCGAGCCAUCCGCAUCAAAUGAACUCGUCCACACGACCGAACAAACUAUCAUCACAACAAAUGCCGAAGGCAAGAAAGUCAAGAAGAUCAUCCGGCGCAAACGACGACCUGCACGCCCUCAGAUCGACCCAGCGGAAAUAAAGACCCAGGAGACUCCACAAACAGGUACAAUCUACAAUGUCUGGUACAACAAAUGGUCGGGCGGCGACCGCGAAGACAAAUACCUCUCCCAAACUCCCGCGCAAGGUCGCUGCAACAUAGCCAGAGACAGCGGCUACACAAAGGCCGAUAAGACACCCGGCGCGUACUUUUGUCUUUUCUUCGCGCGCGGCACUUGUCCUAAAGGAGUGGAUUGCGAAUACCUGCACCGCUUGCCCACGGUGACGGACAUUUUCCCCAGCAACGUCGAUUGCUUCGGGCGCGACAAGCAUGCCGACUACCGCGACGACAUGGGCGGUGUAGGAACCUUCCAGCGCCAAAAUCGCACCCUGUACAUUGGGCGCAUCCACCCAACCGACGACAUCGAAGAAGUCGUCGCACGGCACAUGCAGGAAUGGGGCGAGAUUGAGCGAACACGCGUCCUGACUGCGCGCGGUGUAGCCUUUGUCACAUACAUGAACGAAGCAAACAGCCAGUUUGCAAAAGAAGCAAUGGACCACCAGUCAUUCGACCACAACGAAAUCCUCAACGUCCGCUGGGCAACAGUCGAUCCCAACCCCCAGGCCGCCAAACGUGAAGCCAGACGCAUCGAAGAGCAGGCUGCAGAAGCAAUUAGAAAGGCGCUACCUGCGGCGUACGUGGCCGAGCUGGAAGGCAGAGACCCGGAGGGCAAGAAGAGGCGUAAAGUUGAAGGCAGCUUUGGACUCCAGGGCUACGAGGCACCGGACGAUGUGUGGUAUGCAAAGGAAAAGGGCGAAUGGGAAGCUGCUAAGCAGCUCCAGGCAGGUGGCGCUGGAGACAGAAUGGCGAUCGAGGGCGGAGACCACACGUAUCAAGAUAUGAACGCCGGACAAGAUGUUGAUGCUGCGCAACAGCAACAGCAGAAUAGCGGCAUUUUAUCUGGCAGUACGCUAGCGGCGCUCAAGGGAUUCAAGGCUGCGCCGUCGAAUAAGAGACCAGCGCCUGCGGCGGGGCCGUUGGUGGAUUACGGGAGUGAUAGCGACUAA
Messenger RNA from Bipolaris maydis ATCC 48331, 2061 nucleotides. The record is from RefSeq and is a predicted model, not a curated record. Lineage: Eukaryota; Fungi; Ascomycota; Dothideomycetes; Pleosporales; Pleosporaceae.